UGUGAAUCCCAGGUACACAGAUGUGUCACCAAUGAUUAAUGGCCACUGGAAGCGAAUCUGCGGGCACUCGGAAUAUAACUUGGGCAGCGUGACUAUAAUAGACGACAUCGGGAGAGCGACUGCACACCUCUCUUGCGUGCCCGGUCUGAAUCUGUACAACAGUAUGGUCACUGGAAGAGUCUGGUUCAUUACUGGUGCUUCCAGUGGAUUCGGAGGCUCAUGACCGAGCUCGUCUUGAAGAACGGAGACAGCGCAGCCGCAACACUGAGAAAGCCAGAGGCCAUCGCAGACCUAUCGUCGCAAUACGGCCCCGACCGCCUCCUCGUAGCCAAGCUCGACGUCACGAACAACGAAGAGAUCAAAGCCGCCUUCAACAAGGCCGCAGCGCACUUCGGGCGUAUCGACGUCGUCUUCAACAAUGCCGGAUAUGCUCUGUUCGGAGAGGCGGAGGGUAUACCGGACGACCUCGCGCGCGAGGCCAUGGAGGUCGACUUCUGGGGCGCGGCGAACGUCAGCAGGGAGGCGGUCCGCGUGUUCCGUGAGGUAAACAAGCCCGCGGGUGGAUUCCUGCUGCAAGUGUCGUCCGCCUCGGGUCUCAUCGGCCUUCCAGGGCUGUCCUAUUACUGCGCGCCCAAGCAUGCGCUAGAAGGUUUCACCAAAGGUCUUGCUGCGGAGCUCAAUCCGGAAUGGAACAUCAAGGUUUGCAUCGUUGAGCCCGGAGGCUUCCGCACUCCCGCGCUUAGCAAGAUGGUCCACGCUCCGCCCCAUCCCGCCUACAUGACGCCUGCCUCCGCGACCUGGCGGGAACGCGAGCGGUCCAAGGGCGUCCAGUACACGCCCAACAUGGCGGAUCCCGCCACGGCCGUCGAAAUGAUGUACAAAAUCACAUCGCUGCCAGACCCGCCGAUCCAGCUUCCGCUGGGCAAGGACUGCCUGACGAUGGUGCGGGGUACGCUGGCGAAGCUGCAGCGGACCGUAGAUGCCUAUGCGUCAUGGUCGGACGAGCUGCAGCCGGAGGGUGAGUACCAGUGGGAGUCGAUGGCUAGUUGAUCGUAAUACUUCCCAUCGCCCGUCAC
Messenger RNA from Fomitopsis serialis, 1076 nucleotides. RefSeq lists its product as uncharacterized. NCBI's taxonomy places the organism in Eukaryota, Fungi, Basidiomycota, Agaricomycetes, Polyporales, Fomitopsidaceae. The transcript is spliced from 5 exons. The record is from RefSeq and is a predicted model, not a curated record. Bases 220 to 1050 code for a protein of 276 amino acids.